GUGACGAUGAAGAUUGACGAAAAACAUGCGGGCAAUGGGAGCCUCGUAGGAAAGAGCCAGCUCUACCUAGGGGAGCAGCAUCAGGCAAACCACAAACCAGCAGCAAAUGGGAAAGCAGAAGGCUUCAUAAAGCCAGUGACAGAUGGGAAGGAUGACAUGUCCAGAAGGAGUCUCAACUUGUACAGCUGGCAGGAGAUCCAGAGACACAAUCAGGAGGCCGACCAGUGGCUAGUGAUCAACCGCAAGGUCUACAAUGUCACUGGCUGGGCGGACCGUCAUCCAGGUGGGCGCCGGGUCCUCAACCACUAUGCUGGGGAAGACGCCACGGAUGUCUUCAGAGCCAUGCACCCUGAGCUUGACCUUGUGCAAUUGUACCUUAAGCCACUGCUCAUCGGAGAGCUUGCCCCAGGAGAGCCCAGCCAGGAGAGAAACAAAAAUUCCCAGUUGGUAGAAGACUUUCAGGAAUUACGGAGGACAUUAGAAGCUACAAACAUGUUCAGUGCCAACCUGGGGUUCUUUUUCCUUCACCUCAUCCAGAUCUUGACUUUGGAAGCCCUGGCUUGGCUAAUGCUGUGGUAUUUUGGCAAUGGCUGGCCAAUUACAAUAUGUAUUUCCUUUCUUCUUACAAUUUCUCAGGCCCAGAGUUCAUUUUUGCAGCAUGACACAGGCCAUCUUUCCAUAUUUAAGAAGUCCAAAUGGAACCACCUGAUGCACAGAUUUGUGAUGUGUCAUCUCAAGGGCCUGUCAGCAAACUGGUGGAAUUAUCGACACUUCCAACAUCAUGUAAAACCAAACAUUUACCCCAAAGAUCCAGAUAUUGAUAUAGGCCCACUUUUCCUCAUCGGAGAUUUGCAACCUGUCAAGUAUGGCAAGAGGAAAAUCAAAUACAUUGACUAUGAAAAGCAGCACCUGUACUUCUACAUGGUUGGGCUUCCCCUCCUCAUGCCUGUAUAUUUCAACCUGCAAUCCAUGCAAGUGAUGUACCUCCGAAGGUAUUGGGGGGAUAUUGCCUGGGUCAGCAGUUUUUACCUCCGCUAUUUCAUCACCUUUGGCCCUUUCUAUGGAAUCUUCGGAACCAUGUUGCUCAUAUAUUUGGUCAAGUUUCUUGAAAGUCCCUGGAUUACAUAUGUUACGCAGAUGAGCCAUUUAGCAAUGAAAAUGAGCCGAGAGGAGAACAGAGACUGGUUCAGUACGCAGGUCUUGGCCACCUGUAAUGUUGAACAGUCCUUUUUCAAUGACUGGUUCACUGGGCACCUGAACUUCCAAAUCGAGCACCAUCUGUUCCCCACUAUGCCUCGUCAUAAUUAUCACAAGGCGGCACCUCUGGUGAGGUCCCUGUGUGCCAAGCACGGAUUGCAGUACGUGAAUAAGCCCAUGUUGAAGGCAUUUGGAGAUAUUGUCAGGGCAUUGAAGAAAUCUGCAGCCCUCUGGGUGGAUGCAUACUAUGAAACAUGA
Messenger RNA from Pteronotus mesoamericanus, 1455 nucleotides. RefSeq names its product fatty acid desaturase 2-like protein FADS2B. Gene Ontology annotation, cellular component: membrane. Lineage: Eukaryota; Metazoa; Chordata; Mammalia; Chiroptera; Mormoopidae. The coding region runs from base 7 to 1455 and encodes 482 amino acids. The record is from RefSeq and is a predicted model, not a curated record. The transcript has 12 exons. Gene Ontology annotation, biological process: lipid metabolic process. Gene Ontology annotation, molecular function: oxidoreductase activity, acting on paired donors, with oxidation of a pair of donors resulting in the reduction of molecular oxygen to two molecules of water.